This is a messenger RNA of Dunckerocampus dactyliophorus (ringed pipefish), 2594 nucleotides long. It is a transcript of the gene plk2b, whose product is annotated as polo-like kinase 2b (Drosophila). The record is from RefSeq and is a predicted model, not a curated record. The coding region runs from base 61 to 2049 and encodes 662 amino acids. Gene Ontology annotation, cellular component: nucleus; cytoplasm; centrosome. The transcript is spliced from 14 exons. Lineage: Eukaryota; Metazoa; Chordata; Actinopteri; Syngnathiformes; Syngnathidae. Gene Ontology annotation, molecular function: protein binding; protein serine/threonine kinase activity; ATP binding. Gene Ontology annotation, biological process: protein phosphorylation; mitotic cell cycle; regulation of cytokinesis.
CUUCAGCGCUGCAUUGGUAGCGUGAGUCUAACCGCAAGCAGCACACACAAACAAACAUAUAUGGAAGUACAGAGGGCUACCGGGCUCCAGCAGACAAAGAGCGGCAGCAUGGGUGAGUCGACGCCGAGGUCCUGCGAGCCUCGGCGGAAGAGAGCCGAUGAGCGUGGAGCACCCUCGGAGAUGUCCCGGAUUAUCACUGACCCGGCCACCGGCAAGUGCUACUGUCGGGGCAAAGUUCUGGGAAAGGGAGGCUUUGCCAAAUGCUAUGAGAUGACUGACCUCUCCACUAGCAAAGUUUACGCAGCUAAAAUCAUCCCUCAUGCCCGCGUCUCCAAACCUCACCAACGGGAGAAGAUUGACAGAGAAAUCGAGCUGCACAGAGCACUGCAUCACAAGCACAUAGUCCACUUUUAUCAACAUUUUGAGGACAAGGAGAACAUCUACAUCCUGCUGGAGUACUGCAGCAGAAAAUCCUUAGCACACAUCUUGAAGGCUCGAAAGGUGCUCACUGAGCCAGAGGUCCGCUACUACCUACGGCAGAUUGUCUCAGGACUAAAGUACCUGCACGAGCAAGAGAUCCUGCACAGGGACCUGAAACUUGGUAAUUUUUUUGUAAGCGAGUCGAUGGAGCUGAAGGUCGGCGACUUUGGUUUGGCUGCCAAACUGGAGCCGGCAGGGAACAGGAGGAAGACGAUCUGUGGGACUCCCAACUAUCUUUCCCCUGAGGUGCUGAACAAGCAGGGUCAUGGCUGUGAAUCAGACAUCUGGGCUCUCGGCUGUGUAAUGUACACAAUGCUUUUGGGCAGACCACCGUUCGAAACCACCAACCUGAAAGAGACGUACCGGUGCAUUCGGGACGCUCGCUACUCGCUACCCUCCUCGCUCUCGCCACAGGCCAAGCAGUUAAUUGCCAGCUUGCUUGCCAAAAUCCCCGAGGAGAGACCCAACCUGGACCACAUCUUGAGACAUGACUUCUUCACGCAGGGCUUCAGUCCAGAGCGUUUGUCGGCGAGCUGUUGUCACUCAGCGCCUGACUUCCACGUGUCGAGUCCCGCUAAGAGCUUCUUCAAGAAAGCAGCCGCGGCGCUCUUUGGAGGACGACGGGAUAAAGUCAAAUACUAUGAGACUCUGAAUAAGUUAACCAAAGAGGAAGAGGAGAUUUAUGAACUGCAGCACGACCUGGAGCGAACUGUCAUCAGCCAGCAGCAGCAGAGCAAAAACAUAGCAGAGAAUGGAAGUCUUCUUCCGCCAUCUGCCCAAAGCCCCGUCACCCUGGCAACAGAGAGCCGGUCCCCGACGACAGCAACGACGCGGGAUCCCAUCCGUCUGAUUGUCAGGGGGAGUCUGGGGAGCUGCAGCAGCAGUAGCGAGUGUCUGGAAUACAACACCACAGGAAGCGUUGCCGACACUGUUGCCAGUGUGUUGAGGGGAUGCCUGGAAAACAUGCCGAAAGCCGACAGCAUUCCACAGGGCGCAAACAGCUGCAUCCUCCAGUGGGUGACCAAGUGGGUGGACUACUCUAACAAGUACGGCUUUGGAUACCAGUUGUCCGAUCACACCGUGGGCGUCCUCUUCAACAAUGGCACUCACAUGAGCCUCCUGCCAGACAGAAAGACCAUCCACUAUUAUGCAGAGUUGGGCCAGCGCUCUGUCUUCCCCACCUGCAAGGUUCCGGGACACUUUGUGGGCCAAGUGACUGUGCUCAAAUACUUCUCCCACUACAUGGAGGAAAACCUGAUGGAUGGCGGGGACCUGGGCACGCUGACGGAUGAUGCACACAUGCCAAGGCUCUAUUUGCUGCAAUGGCUCAAAUCGGACCGCGCCCUCAUGAUGCUUUUUAACGACGGCACUUUCCAGGUCAACUUUUACCACGACCACACAAAGAUCAUCCUGUGCUGCCAGAGGGACGAGUACAUGCUGACCUACAUCAACGAAGAUCGUGUGUCCAAAACCUUCAAGGUCAGCUCCUUGCUGGCGUCCGGCUGCCCUGCGGACCUGCGUGAGCGUAUGGUCUACUCCCUCAACAUGCUGCUGCAGCGUUGCAGCUGAGGACACUAUCUAUAUCUCUAAUCUAUCUAUCACGGAUCUGUGCAAGUGGAGUUUUUGGCGGGGACGAGAGAGCCUGUGUGCUAAGUCAUGUAGCAUUGCUGUGACUGUUCUGGAGAAGAAAGGACAGACUGGAUGAAGAGAAGAUGCUGGAGGAGAGAGAGGACUAUUGGACCAGGGAUGUUGGUACGAUCCAGCGAGGAUGUUUUUGGAAAGACGAAAGCUGGGCUGGCACCAGCUUACUGGAUGAUGUUGAAAAAAAAAAUGUGUGAGACUGUGUCAAUAUUGUAAAUGAUGUACAGCGUAAGCCAUCAUGCACAAACACCAUGUGCUUGUGUGUGUGGAUGGGCUGGGGUUCAACGGUUUUUAAAAAGACAGAAAUAUGUGUGACAGUGGGAGGUUUGUAAUAUCACACUAGCUUUUACAAGCUGUGAUUUCUUCUCUUUCAUGACGUUGUCAUCCUGGUAGAAAAUGUCCACUCAUAACUUAUUGUGUACAGAAAACCGCAAUAUUUAUUUAUUUAAUAAUAAAGUGCAUUUUGCAAAAUA